UCUGGUUCUGGAGACAGCAAAAAUGCUUGCAGCCAGCAAAAAUGUCCUUGGGCCACAGCCUUCCAGAGCCAUAUUUUAGGAGUCCUGGCCCCAUCAGGCCUUAGUUGUUUGCACCUAAACAGCAGCAACAGAAAUUUCACUCCUCAGGACUUAUUUGAAGACUUUCACAUUCAUCUGUCUUAAUUCUUGUAAUAAGUUUGUGUAACACAGAGAAAAGUACAUGAUUUUUUGAGGCAGAUUUAUAACUAAGAUUAUGAAGGGACUGCUUACUCAGCAUGAGAAAAUAACCACCUCUUCUCCCUUUUUUCAGUAGUACCCCUUCUGUGCAAAUGACAGAAUCUCAGACCUCCUUCGUGGUUGCUGAAAGGUCUCUGGCAACACUGUUAACCUAGAUCAGGAGACUGAAAAUUUCAGGAGGGCCCUGAUCUAGGGUCAUCUUAAUGGCCCUGGGGGAAGAAAAGGUAGAGGUGGCGGUGGAAGCGUCCAAGGACACAAAGGCCCCAUCCUACGGGAGCUGGAGCUGCGAGGAGCAGGAGGUGGACACCCCAGACCCUGUGAGCAGGGAGCAGCUGCCCCGCCUGGAAGCUGAGGGAGGGCCUGCCUUCCCUGCGUGGGGGGCAGAGGAGCCACAUGUACCUGCCUCCUGCAGUGGGGCCGGCCUUGGAGGCCCCUAUGGAGCCUGCCAGCCACAGGGUGAAAACUUCUGCAAGGAACCAGUAGCUGGUGGGUCUAAGCCUGCUCUUGGUUGCCUGCUUCCUCCUACUGGCAUGGGGACUGCAGACCCGCACUGUGUGGGAAACCAGGCUUUGAGCAUGACUGGGAGAGAACGAGGCUGGCCCACCUGCCUGGGAGCCAGGGUCAAUGGGAGCCUCAGGGCACUGAUGGAAGAGACCAGGACUUCUGCUUCAGAAGAGCUACCUCAGACUCUUGCUGUUCCCAGAGCUACAGCUCUUAGCCCAGGACAUGAUGCUGAUAUAGAAGAUGACCCAUCCCCAGUAGAGUCGCCACAAGUGCUUGAUCUCAGCCAACAGGCUUGCAUCUCUUGUUUCCCUUUCACAUCGAGGUGGAGGUCUGUGGUGAGCCCAGGUGUCGCUGCACCUCAGUUUUCCAGCUGCAGCAUCUCUGCCUCAUCCCCGGGCAGCAGUCUCCAGUGUCACCAAGGGCAGGCGGAACCUCAAGGUUGCUCCUUUGCCAAGGUCUCCUCCUCCUCAGAGUUGGUUGUUCCCCAGUCGGCUCCCUCGGUGGUGGGACCAGGGCCUCCGCUCCAGUGGUCACCACAGCCUGUGUCCUCUAAGGAUGAUGUUCCAGGGUUGGGCAGGAGGCACCUCUCCUUCCAGGCUGAGUACUGGGCCUGUGUUCUGCCAGAUUCCCUGCCCCCUUCUCCUGACCGCCACUCCCCCCUCUGGAACCCAAACAAAGAGUACGAAGACCUGCUGGACUAUACUUACCCACUGAGGCCCAGGCCUCAGCUCCCAAAGCACCUUAACAGCCACGUGCUCACUGAUCCUGUCCUUCAGGACUCAGGUGUGGACCUAGAUAGCUUCUCUGUCUCCCCAGCAAGCACCCUAAAGUCACCCAGUAAUGUCUCCCACAGUUGCCCACCAGCAGAGGCUACUACUCUGCCAUUCUCUGCACCUAGAGAGCCGGGUCUUAAGCAGUGGCCCUCAAGAGUAUCUCAGAAGCAGGGCGGCAGGGUCUUGGCAUCUUCUGGACAGCUUGCCUCUACCCCCAGAGCCUCAGACAGUAGGGACACCUCUUGGGAGAGCAGAGAGCCAGCCCUGAGGGGUGUGAAAGACUGGCUGCCUAUGGACAAGCACCUUGAGGUGGGCUCUCCUCAGCUGAGGAAAUGGAACAGAGGGUGGCUGUCAUCCAGACCAGGAAGAGAGAAAGGGGCCAGCCAGUGUGUCCGGCCCUCUGUCUGCACAAAAUCUGGAUGGAAAUCAGAAGAAGAGAUGGAAAGUGAUGAGGAGUAUCUUGCCCUGCCCACACGACUCACGCAAGUUUCUAGUUUGAUUUCAUAUCUAGGUUCCAUUCCUACCUCAGUGACCCUUCCCUCUGGGGCUGCUGAAGGGCAGAGCUCCCCGGAUAUAUCAGACAGUGAUGGGCCAGCUUCCCUCCCAUCGGACUCCAAUCAAAGCCAGCUUCGCCCUGGGGCAACACUCAGAGUGUCCAGGGACCCUGACAACCAGAAUCCCCCUUUGCCACACUCUUUAGUCCAUGCAGGGGACUCGGCAGUGGAUGGGAGUCAAGUGAACAGUCAGGCCCUGGGGAUUUCCUCUAGACCGCUGAGAACACGCUCCUCCUUGCCAGCUGUGUCAGGCCAGCAGGCAUUCUCGGAACCAGGUGCUGGAAGAGAGCAGGGGAAAGAAUCUCUCGUGCAGUGUGUGAAGACUUUUUGCUGUCAACUUGAAGAGCUAAUCCUCUGGCUUUAUAAUGUGGCUGACAUUACCGACCACUUGACUCCACUCAAGUCCAGUCUUACUGGUCUCAAGUCUUCUCUGCAGCUUUACCGGCAAUUUAAGAAAGACAUAGAUGAACACGAGUCCCUGACAGAGAGUGUCUUACAGAAAGGGGAGAUUCUUCUUCAGUGCCUGUUGGAUAAUACCCCAGUGUUAAAGGAUGUCCUUGGGAGGAUCGCAAAGCAGCCCAGUGAGCUCGAGAGCCAUGCGGAUCGCCUGUAUGACUCUAUCCUAGCCUCUCUGGACCUGCUGGCUGGCUGUCCCCUUACCCCACAACACACCGGUGGCACCCAGGAGCACUGAUGUGAAGGGCUUUUGCCUGGCAUCUUCUCAGACAGAGGUAUAACUGUCCAACCCUAACCUGGUUGGUGGGAAACUUUCAGGAAGUCCUUGUAAGAGCCAUUUAACACUGAAAUCAAGGGGGAAAUUUAACUCUAAAAUGUAUUAGAUUUAAAGUGUCUUUCUAUUCCCUUGAGUAGGGGCUAUUGAAUUACUAUUUUUAUUUAAAAUGAUCCUUCCAAACUAAGGUCUUCCUUUUGGUGCUUCUCUUCAAAGAACAUGUGGUUUUGCAGUUUUGAUAAAAUGCCAAUGAGACUGACAGGUCUUUUCUCCCCUUUUAGCUAGUAAAAAGAGCAGACAGCUCUCCCAAACUAGUCCAUCUGCAUAGGUCAUUUAAAGAAGGCUAGUAUGAGAAAGAAGGUACCAAAUACAGAUCUCCACUGCUGUCAGGAAAUAGAUAGUUCUUAUUCAGCUAUGAGGAGGCAGGUUGUUUUUUGGAUAAUGGAAUGCAGAAAAAAAUUUCAUAUAAUGGUAAUAGUGUCCCCAGACCCAAAAAGUAACCUACCAAAUCAUACCAAAAGGAAUGUUCUAACUUUGAGGUAGCAGGAGAAACCUUUACUUGGCAUUCUCAGGCAAGUGCAGGAUCCAAGAGACUGAAAGAGAGUCAGUGGUUGGCCUGGAACUUUGGGUGUUUUCAUAAUAUGAAGCUUAAGUUUAUAAAUCUCUUGCUGAAGAUUUAAGAGAUUUUUAAACCUCUAAAUGUAAGAGCAUGUUCUGAACUCUGUAAUUGUUUUGGGCUGUUAGGAUAUCUUGUCAUCUUCAGAGCCUUAGGACACCAUCUGCCUACAUAAACUACUAUCUUAAAAAAAGAAACUGGCAGGGAUUUGGAGAACUGUCAUUGAGCAUUCGUGUGCUCAAAUAUCUUUCAUUCAUACUCAUCCUCGGAAGAGUAAACAAAGGUCAAGGAAGAUGGUUGCUUAUCACGGAUGCAAAUGACUAAAACAGCACUUCAAAGUUCUACUGGGCCAUGCAUGAGCUUGGAAGGAGGAAAGCACAUUCUCUACUCCCUCCCCAUCUUUAGUAUUACAGUGGACUAAGGAGUUAAAGGAAAGACUUCUUCACACUUGUAGGUAAGAUAAUAUAGAUCUUUUCAGAUUCUGGUCAGAUUCUCAUUUGAGGAGGGUGCUUAAGAAAGAAAAUCUUUUAUAAAGAAAUGAACAAGUCAUCUUGAACUCAAAGAGGUGACACUGGAACAUCAUCCCAAUGUGCAGACUUACUCCCUUCCCUUAAAACAAAACUUUAAUACAAAAUUACUUGUUUAAAAGAAGGUUUUAGUUUCAUGGUCUGAGCCACAUAAUCUUUAUACCAUCUCAUCCACCUCAUCAACAGAAGUCUUACUGUGAUUUUGCCAACUCCGUAUUAACCUUGGUUUCAUACAUAGUGAGAUUUUUAAAAGAUGCAACAACCUUCUAAUAAAUAUGUAUACUAUCCUUAAGAGCCUAGAAUUGGUUAAAAGGGCAAAUAAUGUCUAGUGUUACCGGUUCUUAAAUUGAUAUAUUUCACCUCUUUGAUGUGGUUAAUAAUUGCAGUUACCUUAAACUGACAGGAAUUUUUGUGGAAUAUUUUAUUUGGGAGUACCUUGUCUCCUAAGAAAUUAUUCUUAGAGAUUAUCUGAGUUACUUUCGUUCAUCUCCUUUGAAAUAAAAUACAACUGAAAGGUGCUAACUCUGGACCUGGCUGUGAAUGUCACUGGAAAAUAUCAACACCGGUGUUAAUUUAGUAUUCAGCAGUGCUUUAAGAGUUUAAGAUAGCCCUUAAAACUCAAGCUGAAAUUCUUUUCUGCCUAAGAAGCAGUCACCAGCAGCAUUUCCAUGAGGAAAGUAAGUGUGCCUGGGUUAGUUUCAAAUAGCCUAGCACUAUGGUUAACAUCAGCCUAAGGACAAUAAUGGCUUACAGACACAACAGUGGUUUUGAAAUCCCAACUUUACCUGUUGUAAAAUUUCCUAGUAGUUCCUUUAAAUUAGUAGAACUUAAGUCCACAGGGUAAUGGCAGUACUAAAAGCUGGAUUGGCAGAUUCGAGACCUGAAUUCUUGUUGUAGCUCCAUGUCUGAGCUCAUCUGCAAACAGGAGACAAUGUCAAUAUAGACUUAAAUGGGAACAUAAAGGAAGGUUUGCUGCAAUGGCAACAUGUAUGCUAAGGGAAAUUUUAUCUAAAGUCAGAUAGAAAGUUACUGCUCAGACCAGAAUGGUUAUCAUUCUGCAAGGAUUUUCCAGAUAUUGUGACUGCUUAGGCACAGAACACUCUUCAUUUAUGUAAGCUAGUUUCAGCUUACACUGAAAAUAUAUAAAUGAUCACUUUAUUAAAUUUAAUUGAUUAGUAAGACCCAUAGUGGCUUGAAAUGUUUGUACUUUGAAAUGGGGGUAGAAAUGGGAAUUUUUUUUUUUCCUCGAAACUCCAUGUAUUAGCAUAUUCAUAAAAGCAAAUAGUGAAGCAUGCUGAACUAUCUUGUGGUUAAAGUCCAAGUUUGACUGUCUUAACUGUUAUGGGGAAAAGAAGACUAGAAUUUCCAAAGUGAAAUAUGUAAAUAUGUUUAAUGUCUUCUGCUCACUCACCAAGAAUAAGCUGAGCGUUUGAACAACUUGCUGUUUAAAACUGAAGUGCAUGGCAUCACAUUGUCUAACAUUUGUUGUCAUCUCUUUAGAAAAUAGUUUUCUGAAUGCUUUACCCCUUUUUAAAGCAUUGAAAAAUUUCACCCAAGUUAGUAACUUCAGGAAUUUUCCAGUUGCCUUAUGUGAGGAUGAAUAGAUCCAACAAGCACGUCUAUAAUACAAAGUAAACUAUGAUUUUUAUUGUGAAAUUCUCAUAGAUGGAAAAUUAAGUUUAAUAUUCUGUCCAUUUCAUUUUACAAUAAUCUUACCACUUAUUUUUGUACCAUGUAUUUCAAUUGCCUGUUUAGUGAAAAUAAAGAAACCUAUAAUUUUUGGCUUGUUUUUUGUUUAAA
This is a messenger RNA of Talpa occidentalis (Iberian mole), 5741 nucleotides long. It is a transcript of the gene CEP68, whose product is annotated as centrosomal protein 68. The transcript is spliced from 8 exons. Lineage: Eukaryota; Metazoa; Chordata; Mammalia; Eulipotyphla; Talpidae. The record is from RefSeq and is a predicted model, not a curated record. Bases 441 to 2762 code for a protein of 773 amino acids.